AUGGCAAUUGAAUCAACUGUUGAAGGAACAAGUACUGGAGUUACAACCAUGGCAUCCUUCCCUGUAAUUGGCCACAAAAAUCUCUUGUUUCUUCAAAACACAGAUACUCCAGGUAGAUCUCUGAUCUCUCUUCAAUUAAUUGGAUCUGAAAACUAUGUAUUGUGGAGUAGAUCAUUUAGGAUUGGACUCGUGGGAUAUAGCAAGUUAGGGUUUGAUGGAAGAUUCCCUAAAUCUAUGUUCGAACCUAUGUUACAUGAUCAAUGGGAAAAAUGUAAUGUUGUAGUAUUAUCUUUGAUAAUGAAUGUUGUUCGACCUGGACUUCUAAGUUCAGUUGUCUAUGCAUCUGAUGAUCGUAAGGUAUGGCUGGAUCUAAAAGAAAGGUUUGAUAUAGUAAACGGAUCUAGGAUAUUUCAUUUACACAGAGAGAUUCACACUCUCACUCAAUACACAUUAACAAUUGCUGACUACUUCUCGAAACUCAGCAACCUGUGGGAUGAGUUUGAUGCUCUCAUACCGUGUCCCUCGUGUCCUUGCCCAGAAUCAAGGAAAUUUGGUGAACAUUAUGAGUACCAAAGACUUCUUCAGUUUCUUAUGGGUUUGAAUAAGUCCUAUUCACCACCUAGAAGUCAAAUUCUUAUGACGAGUUCUAUACCUUCCUUGAACAAAGCUUGUGCUCUUCUUAUGGACCAACGGUGA
Molecule: messenger RNA, 696 nt
Organism: Solanum lycopersicum (tomato)
Lineage: Eukaryota; Viridiplantae; Streptophyta; Magnoliopsida; Solanales; Solanaceae
Source: RefSeq, a predicted model, not a curated record